Musca vetustissima is the source of this 447-nucleotide messenger RNA. RefSeq lists its product as uncharacterized. The record is from RefSeq and is a predicted model, not a curated record. NCBI's taxonomy places the organism in Eukaryota, Metazoa, Arthropoda, Insecta, Diptera, Muscidae. The coding region runs from base 1 to 447 and encodes 148 amino acids. The transcript is spliced from 3 exons.
AUGAAAUGUUACGAUCAUGAUCCAGCUUUUGCACGUUUUGAAAUAUGUAAAUUGAAAGUUGUACGACGUGGUGUGGUGUCAUUAAAUGUUCGGGUUGGCUUAUAUCAGACACCCGUGACAAAUACAAGUAUUAACAUAGCCGUAUAUAAACGUGCCAAUGGCUAUCGACCCUUUCUUUACAAUAUCAGCGAGGAUGCCUGUGCAUUUUUAGCCAAUCGUAAACGUUAUCCAGUUUUAAAAGUUUUAUUGGAUGUUCUCUUAGCCAAAUCAAAUUUGAAUCACACCUGUCCUUUUACUGAUGCAAUUGUUGUCAAUGAUAUGGUAUUGGAAGAUAAGUCGUUUAAUUUUUUACCAGUACCGGAAGGUGAAUAUCUUUUCAAAAUGAAAGUUUUCGCCUACAAUGAUUUAAAGGCUACCAUUGAAGUUUAUGUUUAUCGCAGAGAAUGA